ACCAGCUGGGCUGCACCAGUGGAAGUGGCUCCACCCUUCCCACCUCAGAGCCAUGGGGAGCCAGGGUCCUGGUGGGCUGCCCCUGGUGCAGGCUCCCUACACAGUUCUGCUGCUGCCGCUGGGGACAAGCCGCCAAGACACAGGAGCCCAGAGCUUCUUCCUCUGGUUGCAGAGGAUGCAGGCUCUGGAGAGAGAACAGGAUGCCCUGUGGCAGGGGCUGCAGCUGCUAGAGCAUAGCCAGGCCUGGUUUGAAGACCGUCUGAGGGAGGCACAGCAACAGCAGCUACAUCUGGGGGCCCUUGGUGAGAAUUUUCUAACAGAUUCACACCCAGAGCCUGGUGGCCCCCAGUUAGCCCAGAUUCAAAAGGUGAACAUCUGUUUGCACAAUCUGAUUCAGGGAAAGUUCUCCCUAUGUCCACUGAACAAGGCCAGUUCCUGUGCCCCCCAGGAUUGGAAGGAAAGGCUAUGGAAGAAAAAUGUGUGGCAGCAACAGGAGUUGUCAAGGCAGCAGAAAGGAGUCGCCCAGCUAAAGGAGAAGAUGGCUCAGCUGGGCUGCUCCAAGGAACGAAGGGGCCCUACCCGUGUCUAAACCCUCCUCUCACUACCCUUAGUCUGGUGAAGGAGCAGGCUGAGUCAAAACUCCUAGCCUCCUUAUUCUACUUCUUAACUCAGCAGCUAAAUGGUUUCAGGUAGUGGGCCAAUGAAGUUCAGACUUGGUGUAAAGUUUCUCCUUUGCUCCUGAAAACUUCCAUUUCAUCUUCUUGGUGUGCCAUGCCCUCCCUCUGUCCUAUAUGAUAUGCAAAAAUGAUCUGUCUUUGAAAUCCCUCUGGGUAGAAGACAUGUUUAUUGAAACUGUUCUUUAUCCUUAAAUAUAAAAAUAAAACAGAAACUUUUCCAGAAUUUCACAUAAAAACAAUCUAUAAAUAACAUUCUCUGAUAUCUUCCUACCUACUCCCAAUGCUUGUCUCCUCCCCAGAUAUUUUCCCCUCUACCUGAGCCUAGGGGAGCAUGAAUAGUUAGUGGAAUAAAGAUGCUACAGACAAACUGAAAGGAACUUUUUCCAAAAAUUCCUUUGGUUCAUUUCCCACAGGAUUAGGGAAAAUGCACUGUGGGAAGAUCCUCUGCCCUCUAUCCUCAUCUCGAAAUUUUUAAGAAGGAGAAGGGACAAGUGCCUGAGAAGGAACACCUCUCCAGCUGGGAGAGAUAAGGCCCAAGGCCCCUGUGACCUUACCAAUGAGUCUGCUUGAAAAUAGUGCUGGAGGCCGGGCAUGGAGGCUCACACCUGUAAUCCUAGCACUCUGGGAGGCCGAGGUGGGAGGAUCGCUCAAAGUCAGGAGUU
Molecule: messenger RNA, 1339 nt
Organism: Microcebus murinus (gray mouse lemur)
Lineage: Eukaryota; Metazoa; Chordata; Mammalia; Primates; Cheirogaleidae
Gene: SAPCD1
Product: suppressor APC domain containing 1
Source: RefSeq, a predicted model, not a curated record